This is a messenger RNA of Nycticebus coucang (slow loris), 1317 nucleotides long. It is a transcript of the gene TMEM52, whose product is annotated as transmembrane protein 52. Lineage: Eukaryota; Metazoa; Chordata; Mammalia; Primates; Lorisidae. The transcript has 5 exons. The record is from RefSeq and is a predicted model, not a curated record. Bases 393 to 1169 code for a protein of 258 amino acids.
UCCGUCCCUUGCUUCCUCUCCUCCGUCCUGCAUGGAGAGGGGAAAGGGCCAAGGAUCCUCUUGGAAGGCGGAGGUCCCCAGCCUCCUAUGAGCAGCAGCCAUGCCCGACGCAGCCCCCGCGCUCUGGACCAGCUCCCGCGGGUCGCCGAGUCCAGCUCAGACAGGCCCAGAUCGGCGGGGGUGGGGGCUCAGCCCGAGCGCGUGACCUUGGUGGGGGGAGACACGGAGUGCGAGCUCGGGGCGUGCCAGGGCUUGGUGGGCGUGUCCUGUUAUGGGGGAGCUCCUGGAGGGGCUGCCCUGCAGCGGGCCUGUCCUGUGAUGGGCCUGUUCUGCAGUGGGCGGGCCCCAUAAAGCCUCAGGCCGGCUCCUCCCAGCUCCGCUGUUCCCAGAACAUGUGCCGGGGGCUCCGGCGGCUGCUGCUGCCGCUCCUGCCGCUACCGCAGGUGACGCUGAGCUUCGCGGACGGCAGCUGCGACCCCUCAGACCAGUGCCCUCCCCAGGCCCGCUGGAGCAGCCUGUGGCACGUGGGGCUGGUCCUGCUCGCAGUCCUCCUGCUGCUGCUGUGUGGGGUCACAGCCAGCUGUGUCCGGUUCUGCUGCCUCCGGAAGCAGGCGCAGGCCCAGCCACGUUUGCUGCCAACCCAGCAGCCCUGUGACCUGACAGUUAUACCUGUGGACAGUGACAGCCCUGUGCACAGCACUGUGACCUCCUACAGCUCGGUGCAGUACCCACUGGGCAUGCAGCUGCUCCUGCCUUUGGGGGAACUGGACCCUGACUCCAUGGCCCCUCCCACCUACAGCCUAUAUGCCUCUGAGCUUCCGCCCUCCUAUGAUGAGGCUGUCAAGAUGGCCAAACCCAGAGAGGAAGAGCUGAUGCCUCCCCAGAAACCCAGCCCACUCGCUGCGGCCUUAGGCCUCGAGACUGCUCCAGGGCCCCAGGAGCCAGACCAAGAUACCCAGCACUCCCACUAUAGCACUGGUGCCCCUUCAAGGGGGCAGGGGAACCCCCUGAAGCCAUCAGACCAGAGUUUGGGGUAUGGGGCACUUGGAGCCAAGGGCCCCCAGUUGUCCCAUCGUCCUCCUCAGGAAGACCUGCCACCUGGCACUUUGCUGCAGCACCUGCCCCAGCCCCAACAGGCCCUAAGUCUGGAGGAGGGCCCCAUGGCCUGAGCCUCAGGAGCUAAAGGGCAGCUGUGACAGCUACAUCUUUUUAGAGAGAAAAUAAAGUUUGUAUUUAAGUGGGCUCCACCUGUGAGGUUAGGGCUCUGGGGCCCUCAGGCAGCCCAUCCCCUGUGUAAGCAGGCAGGAUAGCACGUGG